AGUGGACGACCUGCGGAUCCGAAUGCUGUACCGCGGCAUGGUCGUCGCCCCACUGUUGGUGGAGGUGGAGUCCCAGCACGCCCCUCGAUUGGGCGUGGCGAACAGCGCCUGAAAGGAAGACGGUCCCGAUCUCCUUCCCAGGAGGUCCUGGAGGCCACGACGGCGACGGCCCACGAUUUUUAUACCACGUCUCCGGUUGAGAGUGAUCGUGAAGAUGAAGCACACGACUCGUCCGCGUCCAUCGCCGGUGCAGAGUCAGUGGAUGGACCGUACGAUUUUUACGAUGUUGGUGAUAAGCAGGGGCAUCGCUCGCGAUCACUAAGUCCGGCACCUGUUUCGGUAGGUGGUGCCUCGACCGCUGUCGGCAGCCAGGCGGUGUCAUACGUCACCUCGACCGUAGGCAGUUGGCCCUACGUCGGAGGGAGCAGUAGUAAUCCAGGAACAACGAGCGCCUCCUAUCCUGAGUAAAAACGUACCCACGACACCAGAGUUGUAAUGCAGAUUUGCAAAGACAGGAAGACUAGUAAUGCGCAUCCCCAUGAGAGCCAUUUCCAAUCGUGUUUUGGAAUUUGUGAUGCUGUGAACAGGAUGAGCAGAUGAAUCUGUGAUGCGGCUGCACUUGCUAGCCUGCACUUGUCAUGCGUGACUCACAAAGCUCCUAGGUUUGUGCUGCAAAAUCCCCAUCCUGACUCUGGUGUGGGUACGUUUUUACUCCGGACACCUCCUUAUGAAUGCGUCAACGAUUUCGACUUCGACUCGGGAAGAGUUUUGCCUUUACACGGAACAGAGCGGCCACAGCUGCUGCAUAAUUGUAGUGCUGGAUGCUGAUGUAGAAGAACUACGAAUAGUGCACGAUGUUUGUACAAAUUCAAUACAUAAACGUUGCACGAAGCUUCCUGCACAAGAAAUAUAUCAGUCACGUCACAUUUGCCAUUUUCCUAGUUCAGGUGGACGCUUCAACUCUUUGUAAGUAUGUACUAUGGAGUUCUUGUGUCUCUUCUCUUGAGGUCCAGGAGGACAACUCGCGAUUUGCAGUUUCAUGCAAGGAAGAUGAAUAUUUGUGCAACGACUCUAUCUGAGCUGCUCCGUCCUGUUGUAAAAAAAACUCUUCGCGGGCACAACUUUUUGCGAUCAUACUCAAUGAUGGGAAGUCCCGAACUUGGAAGGAUCAGUUAUCCAAAGAAAAAAACCCAUCCACAUCCAAUUUGUCAUGCAAAAAACGUAUAAAAUCAUGUGUUUGUCAUGCAAAAAAUGGAUGUGGAUGGGUUUUUUUCUGUGGAUAUCAGUUACUCUAAUCCUCCAAGCGCGAAGGCCAGUCCCGAACUUAUGGAAGCGUCAGGUUUGAAAUCGUCAAAGUUGAUAUAAUUUGUAAUGCAUAAAGUGCGACACAAAAAGCGACUCUAUUGCAGAGGACCCACGGGAGGCAGAUUAUACAUAGUCCUGGUAAGGGUCAAAAGUUGGAUUGCUAACUAGCAUGACAGAAGGCAGCUCUUUUGCCCUCAACCGCACGACAGACUCGCUUCCAGGAACGGGAAAGUUUGUCAUGCGCCGACUACAAACUGUAGGUCUAAACGGUAUCCGUUUUAUGCAUGACAAACUAUUUCAACUUUGACGAUUUCAAACCUGACACAUCCAUAGAACUCGGAAGGAACAUCACAACGACCUCGGGAAGUAGACCUGAACCCUAUGGAAGCGUCAGGAUUGAAAUCGUCAAAGUUGAAAUAGUUUGUGAUGCAUAAAAUGCAACCCACAAAGUGCCUGUCUUGCAGAGUAGGCAAGGGAGGCAGAUUGUAAGCCUGUCGAGGGGUAGGAUCACUGCUGCUAAAGUAGCACGACAAAAGGCGUCUUCCUUACCUAAACAGCAUGACAAACUGGAUCUCGGCUCUACUCAAAUUUGUCAUGCGCCGCUUAGAAAUUGGGCUUCCAACUGGUAUCGAUUUUAUGCAUUACAAGUUAUUUCAACUUUGUCGAUUUCAACUCUGACACAUCCAUAAAGCAGAGCAGAUUCUGGACAUCUCCGAAGCAGAGUCAGAGGCGGAAGAUGGUGAUAAGCAGGGGCGCUUGCGAUCCCUAAGUCCGGCAGCUGCCUCGACCGUUGCCGGGAGCAUGGCGGUGUCCCACGUCACCGGCGCUUCCUCGUCUGCAGCCACCGCUACAGGCACCUUCUUAUGAAUGCGUCAACGACCUCGACUCGGGAAGAGUUUUGCCUUUACACGGAACAGAGCGGCCACAGCUGUUGCCAUUGUAGUGCUCGAUGCUAAUGUAGAAGAACUACGAAUACACGAUGUUUUUGUUUGUAGUUGUACAAAUUCAAUACACGACAAACGUUGCGCAAAGCUUCCUGCACAAGAAAUAAAUCAGCCACGUCACAUUAGCCAUUUUCCUAGUCCAGGUAGACGCCCCAACGUUUUGUAUGUACUAUGGAGUAGUUUUAGGUGUCUCUUCUCUUGAGGUCCAGGACGACAACUCGCGACUUGCAGUUUCAACAUGCGAGGAAUUAUAUUUGUGCAACGACUCUAGUAACUCUAUCUGAGCUGCUCCGACUCCGUCCUGUUGUAAAAAAAAAACUCUUCGCGGGCACUUUUUGCGAUCAUACUCAAUGACGGGAAGUCCCGAUCUCGGAAUAUCCUGAGUAAAAACGUACCCACACCAGAGUCAGGAUGAGGAUUUUGCAACACAAACCUAGGAGUUUUGUGAGUCACGCAUGACAAGUUGCACUACUACUGCACCCUAGAUCUCCUGCGGCCGUAGCUGCUUGCGGCGACGGUGCAAAGGUUUUCGAUGUGGCGCAGUCGGGUAUGCAUGACAAGUUGCACUAUGCAGUGUAGUGCAGGUUAGCAAGUGCAGCCGCAUCACAGAUUCGUCUGCUCAUCCUGUUCACAGCAUCACAAAUUCCAAAACACGAUUGGAAUGGCUCUGAUGGGGAUGCGCAUUACAAGUCUUCCUGUCUUUGCAAAUCUGCAUUACAACUCUGGCGUGGGUACGUUUUUACUCAGGAUACGGAAGGAUCAGUUACUCUAAUCCUCAAAGCGCGGUGGGCAGUCCCGACCUCGGAAGGAACACAACGACCUCGGGAAGCAGACCUGAUGAACCCAUGCCUGCUCUUCGUCUGCAUGCAGCAGCCUCGGGAAGCAGACCUGAACCCAUGCUGCGACCUCGGGAAGCAGACCUGAACCCAGUGCCUAUUCACGGGGCGCAGCAGCAGCAGCAGCAGCCUAAUCUGCAGGCAGGGCAGACAGGUAAUAUCGUGCAGCAGCACCCGCCAGUUCUAGUAGCGCCGCCGGGAAGUAGUAGUGCUGGUUCCGGUUCAAUUCCAAUUCUUGUGCCCAUCCGA
Molecule: messenger RNA, 3334 nt
Organism: Amoebophrya sp. A120
Lineage: Eukaryota; Dinophyceae; Syndiniales; Amoebophryaceae
Source: the annotation of a GenBank genome assembly